AUGUCGCGUUACCCCCAAGACAACAUUUACCGCAACGGCAGGAGCCGCCAGAACGGUCAACAGCACGGUGGUCGAGGGGGUGGGUAUAACGCGCAUCAUGGACAAGGCGAGCAUGUCGCCAUUCGCCAACAGAGUGGACAGGUCCAACCUGUCGUUCACUGGCGCCAGCAGUUGAACAAUUAUCUGCAACAAAGAUUCAGAUCUACGCAAGACCUCGAAUUGGUUGACUCAUCGACCGGUCCUGGGUACGAGCGGAGGUGGACCGUGGUUGUUCACUUCCAAGGCGUUGAAUAUGGUAGAGGCGAGGGGACAACCAAAGCGUCCGCCACAGAAAUUGCUUGCCAGAUUGCCCUGGCAGCCCUCAGGGGACCAGGAAUUGGUCAUUGA
Suillus clintonianus is the source of this 387-nucleotide messenger RNA. RefSeq lists its product as uncharacterized. The coding region runs from base 1 to 387 and encodes 128 amino acids. The record is from RefSeq and is a predicted model, not a curated record. Lineage: Eukaryota; Fungi; Basidiomycota; Agaricomycetes; Boletales; Suillaceae. The transcript is spliced from 3 exons.